AUGGUGUUUUCUGGUGAAGAAGAAGAGAGUAACAUGGCUUCGGGUUCUGAAAGAGUGAAGCCUCUUCACAAUUUCAUGUUACCUUGUUUGAAGUGGGGGACUCAGCGUCACCUCAAGUGUAUGAAGAUUCCUUCCGACGAGGGAUCGCCGUCGCGGAAUAAUGCGACGGAGUCUGAGAAAAAGAGGAGCAAGAUCAGCGAACAAAGAUUCAACGCCGACGACGGGAUCGGUGCUGUUAGAGAGAAGUUGAUGCUUGAUCUGAAGACUGAAGCUGAUAGAAUGAAAGAUGCGAUAUUGAGAAAGGAGAAGGAGAAUAAUGGUGGCGACGACGAUGAGGUUGAGGUCGAGGUUGUUGCUUCAGCGGCGAGGGAGAGGACGUGGAAUUUGAGAACAAGGAAGGGUGUUGGUGGUGGAGAGAGUGGAAAGGGGUUGUUGAAGAUUGAUGAGAAGAAACCUAACGUGUCGCCGUCGGCGUUAAGGAAUGGUAACGGCGGCGUUAAGUUGAAGGGUGAUGGUGAUUCGAAUGAAAAGGUGAAAUUUUCAUUGACGUUGACGAAAAAGGAGAUUGAAGAAGAUUUCAUGAAGAUGCUGGCUCAUCGUCCUCCGCGGAGGCCGAAAAAGCGGCCCAGAAAUGUUCAGAGGCAAAUGGAUACACUUUUUCCUGGGAUGUGGUUGUCUGAGGUUUCUGCUGAUGCGUACAAGGUUCCCGAUGUUCCCGAGGGAAAGAAAUAG
Lathyrus sativus (Indian pea) is the source of this 732-nucleotide messenger RNA. NCBI's taxonomy places the organism in Eukaryota, Viridiplantae, Streptophyta, Magnoliopsida, Fabales, Fabaceae. The record is from the annotation of a GenBank genome assembly.